AUGCCAGGCAAACCCGCGCCCAUCAAGAAGUCCCCAGCCAAGAAGGCUCCCGCCAAGGCACCUGAGCCCGCCCCGGAACCUGAGCCCGCUCCUGUAGAGGCUCCAUCUGCCGAGACACCUGCAGAGGCUCCACCUGCCGAAGCUGCAGCGCCCGCUGCACCAGCAGAGGAUACCCCUGCUGCUGAGGGAAGCGCUCCAGAUGCUCCCGCUGUAGAUGCUCCCGCUGCAGAUGCUCCCGCUGCAGAUGCUCCCGCAGACGCUGCUCCAGCAGAAGCUGCCGUAGUUGAAGAGCCACCCAAAGCACCCACGCCCCCACCUCCUGCAGUCCCCACCAGGGCUCCUCUGAAAUUAUCCGUGGAGGAUGUGAAUGAAUCCAGCCUCACCAUUAAAUGGCAGACACCAGAGACCAUUGGAGACUCCGGCCUGGAUGGAUACACUGUCGAGUACUGCAAGGAUGGAACUACAGACUGGGUUGUGGCUAAUGAGGAGCUGAUACCAACUAACCGUUAUUGCAUCAAGAAUCUGACGACAGGCGACCUACUGCAUGUGCGCGUGGUGGCUGUAAACCCUGGCGGCCGCAGUGAACCUGGUGCACUUGCAGAGCCUGUGCCGAUCCGCGAGGUAGUUGAGCGCCCAAAGGUCCGCAUGCCCCGCGCUCUGAGAACUCGCCAUAUAAAGAAGGUUGGAGAGCAGAUCAACCUGGUCAUCCCGUUUCUUGGAAAGCCCAAACCUGUGGUGUCCUGGCUUAAGGAUGGUGAACCUUUGGAUCGUAAGAGGGUCAACGUCAGGAACAGCGACAAGGACAGUAUCCUAUUUAUCCGUGCAGCUCAAAGAGAGGACUCUGGUGUUUAUGAGAUGGCUAUUAAGGUGGACAGCUUUGAAGAUAGAGCCACCCUCACAAUUCAGAUUGUUGAGCUGCCUGGUCCUCCUGCCAGUAUAAAGAUUGUGGACACCUGGGGCUUUAACGCUGCUCUGGAAUGGACUCCACCCAAGGAUAAUGGCAACACUGAGAUCACAGGAUACUCUGUCCAGAAGGCUGACAAGAAGACCGAGGAAUGGUUCACAGUGCUGGAGCACUAUCACAGACUAACUGCCACUGUGUCAGACCUCAUCAUGGGAAACUCAUACUCCUUCAGGGUGUUUGCUCAGAACAAAGUGGGUAUCAGUGAAAAUAGUGUUGUCACUAAGGAGGUGGCCACCAUUCAGAAGACAGGUAUUGUCUACAAGCCUCCUGAGUACCCGGAGCACGACUUCUCUGAGGCACCCAAAUUCACCACACCCCUCAACGAUCGCGCCGCUACUGUGGGAUACACCACCAAGUUGCUGUGUUCUGUUCGUGGAUCCCCCAAGCCUAAGAUCGAAUGGCUGAAGAAUGCGAUGGUCAUUGGUGAUGAUCCAAAGUUUCGUCAGAUUGCACAACAGGGCAUUUGCUCCCUUGAGAUCCGUAAGCCCUGCAGCUUUGACGGCGGCACGUACACCUGCAGAGCCAAGAACGCUCAAGGAGAGGCCAUGGUUUCCUGCAAACUGGAAGUCAAACAGGUUAUUCUUUCUGAGAGUGAGAAGGGGAAAUAAACCAACAACCUAAACAUCCAGAGUGUCGUUAAAGGACCAGCAGAAGUACAGGUCUUAUGUUUUAAGAGUGUUUGAGGAGGUGAGAGGAAAAGUCGUGGCUGGUGGUGCAGCAGUGUGUACAUAAUGAAGAAAAGGACAGAGCACAACAUACCAACAUCUCCAUUUCUAUUUCCCACCCCACCCACCUUAACCCUUAACCGGUCCCUCCAGUAUUCAGGGAAGACCCACCCAACCUAUCCCAGUUUGCCAAAUGUUGUGUUAUUUUAGUUGGUGACAUGUAUGUCAAGCUAUAUUUACAAUGUUUUGUUCUGCCUGUGUCCAUUUACUGUUUGUUAUAGUAUAUAUAUAUGUACUGCUUAAUAAAACAGUGAAUCUUUGGACAUACUAGUGCAAUGAUGG
Messenger RNA from Scomber scombrus (Atlantic mackerel), 1971 nucleotides. It is a transcript of the gene mybpha, whose product is annotated as myosin binding protein Ha. The transcript has 15 exons. The record is from RefSeq and is a predicted model, not a curated record. The coding region runs from base 1 to 1572 and encodes 523 amino acids. Gene Ontology annotation, molecular function: protein binding. NCBI's taxonomy places the organism in Eukaryota, Metazoa, Chordata, Actinopteri, Scombriformes, Scombridae.